GCGGGGCGGCGGCCCCGCCAUGCCGGACUCGGGGGCCAAGGAGGGCAACUCCGGGCUGUCGGCCUUCCUGACCAGCUCCGUGGAGUCCAUGCAGCGCUGGGCCAGGCUGCGCGGCAAAGUACAGAAGCUGCAGACAGCUGUGCAAUUGUCUGAUAAAGAACCUGGACAACCUUCUGAUGUUUACAGUUUAGUACCUUGUGGAGAAGUGGUUGGUUGCUUAGCUGUUUGUGUGACGUUAUGCAAACAUUUUACAUCAAAAUUUGACGUACAGCAAAACACAAACUUGCUUCUGCGCAUUACUGUUAAUGGCAUCAUGAAAUGCACAAAUCCACAAAUUCUCAAAGUGCACCAGAGGAGCUACUUAAGGGAUGUUACAGUUAAUUUUGGAGAUGUGAAAUAUUUCUCUAUACAGGUUCCAAGGCAGCGACAGGAUAUGCAAAAUAAGAUUAUUUUAGAAUUAGUAGAAUUUCAGAGUCCAAAAGAAUUUCCAAAACUGCUGGGGUAUGCAACAGUGCACCUUUAUGAAGUUAUUCAGAGAAGCCAUUUCACUGAAACAUUGGCCAUGAGGAGUAGAAACAUAGUGGUCUGCACUUUGGAAGUGGAGUUUACAUUCUGCUAUGGAAGUUUUGGAUAUGGUUACUCACACCAGUUGAAACAGCCUGAACCAGAACUUCAGAAGACUAUUAAACGUUCCAUGUUUCUCCGGAUUCCACCACUGAAAGACAGAAGGGAUCGUCAAAGUGUCAUCGCAGCACAGUUCCUGGGAUAUCCAGCAUUCUCAUCUCCAGAUCAGUGUGUGGCAGACGGAACUGUUGAGAGAGAAAUUUCUUCACCUGGUGUAUCCUCAAAGGGCUUAGGCAUACUUCAGAAUGGUCUGAAAAAGAUUCCACCUCGAAACAGACUAGAAAAAAUGAAAAAUGAAUAUCGGACACUAAAAACCUGGGACAAAAGAGCUGAGUAUUUAGAUGAACUCAUCAUGAAAAAGGGACCUAAAAUGACCACAGGACAGCAUAUGGCAUUUCACUUCAAGGAAAUGGAUGAAAAGAGGCAAAAAACUUCUGGGGAAAGAAGCAGAAGCUUUUCUGCAUUAUCUGUUGAUUCAGAGUUACAGGGAGAGGAUCUGUUUAAAACAGAGACUAAAUUGAAAGAUUAUUCAAAUCUGUCCCUCAGAAUUUCGGAGCAAGUACUGAAAACUACAGAAAAAAUGCAUCAUGGCGAUUCCUCAGAAUAUGCAGAAUCUGACCAAAAACUUCAUCCUCUUCCUGCAGUGGUUAUAACAUCCACAUCAACUGUUUCUCAAAAAUCAUUAAUUAGGAACCCAGAAGAAAAUUGGGAAAGGACAUCUUCAGUUUGUUUCAAACCCAUGGACUCAGAAUAUGUUAUUGCUGUAGUUCCAGAUUGGGAAAUAGAAUUGGGAAGAAAACCUAACACAGAAAAACUAAGUGUUCUGGAACCAACUAAAGCUGACCUUAUACAUUUAGAAGAUUAUCCAGUAAUACAUUCUCAGGAUUUUGCCUCUGGUAUUUCAGAGAGAGCACGUAUCAGUCCUCAGGUUUCAGUGACUUCUGAAAGUGAACCAGUGAUCAUCCUAAGUGACCCAUCAGGUAAAACUGUCAAAAAGUUGCAGCAGUUUCCUCUUAAAGAGAUUGAAUACCAGCAACCUGUUCUUAGUGGGGACAAAUUUGAACCUUUUUUGAGACAUAUAGGUAGAACACAAUCAACUGUAUAUGAAAGGAAAGAAGCUGGGCUGGAAGCACCUAUUUUCAGUGUUCUGGAAAACAAACCUCUGUGUGCAGAUGUCAAAGAGGAAGACGACCAGGAUCCACCUAUUGGAACACCUUCAACAAAAGUAACAAGUAGUUCAGCUAUUGAGUUAAGCAAGAGUUGUCAGCGCCUUUCCAUAUUACGACUUAUAGAAUCAAAUAUGAAAUUAGAAGAGGAGCAGAAGGAUCUUUCUUUAUUAAAUGUUAAAGAACCAUUAUUGUUGACUAUAAAUACAAAUUUGCCUGAAAAAUGGCAAGAGAAGAGACUUUCAGAAACAGAAAUAAUGCAUCCAAACAUAUUUUUAAACAAUGCUCUUGAAGACUUUCUUGUAGACAGACUUAUAAAUAUAAUAACACUAAAAUCUGUAUUAAGCAGUAGUCUUGGCGAGAUGAUCUCAGAGAGACUUUCAGAAAUAGUGGUAGACACAAAGACAGAAUUGGAGGAAGAGUACCAGAAUCUACAAUGUUUUGUAGAUGGAUCGUCAGUUGUUUUGGAGAGAGAUUUACUUGAAAAGGGACAGAAUUAUUACAGGCUUUCUGAACCAGAAACAAUACAUUUAAAAGCAGUUUUAAGUCAGAACUUGCAGGAUCGUCUCAUAGAGAGAUUUUCUGAAACAGGAAUAAUCACAGACUUGGAGUUAGGGAAGCAGCACCAGAACCUGCCAUUGCAAGGAAUAAAAGAUAUGGUUAGGGACAUGGAUUUAGAUGAAAAAAUACAUAAUUAUGAGAAGACAGCCUCAGAACCUGAAAUAGUAGAUCUUAAACCUGUUUUAAAACAAAAUCUACAAGAUUUUGCCAGAGAGGGGCUUUUAGAAUUGGGCUUAAUGCUAAGCAAUGAUGCGAGACAACCAAAAUCUGAGGCAGAGUCAUCUGAGAAAAGCAAAGAUCAGUCUGGAAAACAGUAUUCAGAAACAGAAAUAAGAAUAAUAAAAUCUUUAAGUGAAAACCUACAGGAUCUUCCAGAUGAGAGAUUUUUAGAAUCAGGAUUAAUAAAAGUCACUGAAUUAGAGCAUGAAUGCCCAAAUUUGACUUCUCAGUUUUUUAAAGACAGACAAUCAAUAGAUGAGAAAGGGACAAAAUGUUUUAAGAAGAAGUCUUCCAAAACAGAAAAAAUAAAAAUAGAAUCUGCUCUAAGUCAGAAUCUACAAGACUAUAUGUCAGAAAGUUGCUCAGAAAGAGGGAUGAACACAGAAAUUAAGUUAGGAAAAGAGCAACAGAAUGGGUCAUUGCAGAUAAUCAAAGUAAAAUUGCCAGUGGAUUUGGAGACAGAGGUACCUAGGAGAGAGGAAGAUCAUCACAAGCAAAGGCUUACAAAACAAGAAAUAAAUUUAAAAUCUGCUUCAGACAAAACUCUCCAAGAUACUUUCAUAGAAAAACUUUUGGAAACAGAAAUAAUGAGUCUAAAGACUUUUUUAAACCAGUGCCUCCAGGAGAAGCUCUCUGAGACAAGAUUAGUUACAGAAGAGAAGUUAGAAAAUGUACAACAGAACCAUUCUUUGCAGCACAUUGCAGAAAGACAACCUAGAAUAACAGAAACAGAUUUACCUGAUAUAGGACAAGUUCAUCCUAGUGAAAGUCUUACUAAACAACAUAUAAUAAAAGGAAGACCUAUUUUAAAUGGAAAUAUACAAGACUUCCUACUAGAGGCACUCUCACAAAGGGAAAUCAUGAAUCUAAAGUCAAUUUUAAGCAAAAAGAUCCAAAAUCAUUUUAUAGAAAGAUUCUCGGAAAUAGGGGUAAUCACAGAGGAAGAGUUAAGAAAGAUAUACCAGAGUUUGUUUGUGUUGAGAGCCAAUGAAAGACUGUCAAAUGAUAUGGAGGUAAAUUUACCCAAGGAAGAGCAAAGUCUAAGAACAAAAUCUCUCUCAACCAAAAAGCUUCAAGAUAGACUUUCAGAAACACAGCUUGUAGAACUGAAAUCUCUCUUAAACAAGAUUAUGAAAGAAGGUUGUAAAGACAGACUUUCUGAAACAGAAGUAAAAAGUCUGAAAUCUGUUUUAAGCACUAGCUUUCAAGACCUUCCUGUAGAAAAUAUUUCAGUGGAAUUAGAAAGCACAUGCCAGAAUACAUCUUUGAAAAAUGGUGAAGGGAAACCACUUACAGUAACUGAUAAAAAUAUAUUUGAGAGCAGGCAAGAUCAUGCUGCAGAGAAUCUUAAUAAAAUGUCCAUAAUAAAUGAAAAGCCCAUUUUAAGAAAAGAGAAGUGUAAACUUCCUGUAGAUAAUAUUUCAGAACAGGUGUGUGCAGUGGUUAAUCUAAACAAAGAAACCCAAACCAAUAGUUUGAGAACCCUUCCUCAAAAAGGAAAAAAUUAUUUUGAAAGAGAGACUCAAGUUUUGCAAAGUUGUCUCAGUAAUACAGAGAAAACAUAUUCAAAAACGGAUUUGGAAAAAGCAUUAAAACCAAAGCACUCCGAUGACUCUUUGAGAGGAACACCUGAAACAGUUGCCCUGACUUCCUUUUUAAGUUCUCAUGAUACUGAAGUCCAAACAGAGCUUAAGGAAUAUCUCUCCAAGUCGAUGCUCUCCUUUCCUGCAAGUCCUCCAACAUUUAUCUUUUUACGUUCAGACUCUGACAGAGAAGCAAAAGCAUCAGACAAGUCUUGUGGAAAAGCAAAAGGCAAAAAAAAACAUAUUAAUAAAGUUUCUAGAAAGUGUACUGUGCCAUAUCAAGGACAAGUAGUAAUGGGUACGCAAUUUAAGGAGGAGAAACAAACUGAUUUGCAUAAGUCUAAAGAAGGCUUAAAGGGAAAACAUAAAAAACAUCCUGAAGCAGGUUCUCAAAUACUGGGUGUUUCAGGAUCCAAGAAAGACUCAAAAUGUUCUAUGUUCUCCUAUACUUUAAAUAAAGAAAACUCAAAACAGAAAGCAGAGCAAGAAAAAAGGCAUGAAAGUAGAUCAAAGAAAUUGCUUAGCAAGUCUAUUAAGGUACCAUCAGCCACUAAGUCUGAACAACAGCUCAAGCGCUCUGCAAACGUGGUUCAAGAAGAAUCAUCUCCGAGUUCCUUUCCAAGAUCUUGGCGUGCAAAGAGAAACAUAUCUCAUUAUACAGAUAGAGAAGAUAUAGACGUGGAACUAUUUAAGCAUCUUGAAAAAGCUGUAAAAAGGGCACUGCGUGAUUUAGGAAAGGCUCCAGAAGACAGCACAUGCCAGCCAUUACAUUCUGUAAGACCACAUACUGCUCCAGAUAUUUGUAAUCCAACUGAAGAGACAUCUAAAGCACAGCCUGCUCGCUCUUGCGCAUCUUCUUUAGAUUCCUUUGUUGAUGAAGAUACAGGACAUACCACCAGCUCGGAAUCUGAAAACUUGGACAGUCCAGUGGAGCAGGUAGAAAUAACUCCUGAAAAGUGGGAAGUUGUUUGUAAAGUUCUUCAAAAAAUAUUACAGCAAAACUGGAAACCUAAGAAGGAUAGUUAAGCAAGUCAACACACUUCAUGCAGACAAUUGAUAUAGCUAAAACAAGCCUUAUUUUUAAGUCUUGCUCAGGGGCAAUAUUUCAUCUGCCUAUUUUUUCAGUGAUAAAUAAACACAUGUUCUUCCUGCAAAUCUAUUUGAUUGUGUUUUUUAAUUUGAGAUCUGUGCUGUUCCUAGCUCUCAGCAGUGAUUUUAGUUCUUAAUUUUCUAAAAGAACACUAUGUCAUUCAGAAGUUGUUGAAUACAUAAAUAUGUGCCUUUUGUUGUUUAUUUUAAAAUGUUCAGAUUAGAUUUGAUCUGACUCCCUAUAUUUUUAUAUGUAUUAGCAUUUCUAUAAAGCAUUUUUGUAAAUAAUAUGCCAUAAGUCAAAAUGCAAUGCUCAAAUACAACACACAAUUAAAGAGGAAUUUUGGUGGAGAAUGUUAGGGUAACUGGAUCUUCUAACAUCCAUGAUAGUCUUAAUUAAAUGAGAAUUAAUUAAAUCAACCACUUUCCUGUUCGUUGGCUAUUAAGUGUAAGUUUAAAUAUAAUUGUGAAGACCUAGGCCUGUAGUAACUAGAAGGUAUUGUUUGCUUUAGUGCUAAAGAAGUGCCAAAAGUUCUAGGCUCUUAAAAGGAUUUUAGGAGUGAAUAAAAACUUUUAAAAGGAUUUUAGGAGUGAAUAACUACUUAAGGUAGUGCAAUCUCUGCCCUGCAAACAAUGCAACAGACUCAGAAUAUCAGUGUGAUAAAUUGAGUUAGUUGGAAGUUUAGAAACUUGCAUAGAAACUUGAAUGAGAUAAAAAUAAAAGCACCUUAAGCAUAAAAACAGCAAAAGAAUAACAGUCUUCUGUUAAUAUUUUUCUUAACACAAUAAUUUACAGUUGCUCCUGUAUUUCUCAGGUUUGUCAGGCUUUCUUAUUUUUUCCUAUAUUUGUCUUCAGUACAUUGGUUUGAUUCUGCUGGCAACUUGGGAGUACUCUGUAUGGCAGGAGUGGACAAUUAUUUGGGCUGGAGCGCCACUUAAGGAAUUUUGGUGAGCUGUUGAAGGCUGGGGCUGGGGAGAUGCUAAAUGAUCCUACCCAGCCUGCCAGCUGCUGCUGGGAGCCUGAGGGAGGGCUGUGCCCUGUGUCACUGUGCUCUGUCUCAGCCAGGGCUGGGCCAGGCCGUACAGACUCCUCUGUCCCCACCGCAUCCAUCCCUCCCCUCACCCGCUCUUGCGUGGCUUCCUGUAAGUACUGCAGUCCUGGAACUGCGGCUGUUGGCAGCCAGGCCCACACAGGAUGGGGUGUGUGCUUAGUAGUCAUCCCACCCGCAUACACAACCACCCAUCAAGAUGAGCCACUGCUGCUGCGCUGCACUGGGAAAGUUGGGGGCAGCUGCCUGGGGCUGAGCCCCUGUGGCAGGCAUGGACUCACCUCCUAGUGGAGCUGUGGCAGCAGCAACUCAUCACAGCAGGUGAGCAGGAUGGCUACUCAGCAUGCUGCAUCAUGUCCCAUCCCAUGCAGGCCAGACUGCUGGCACCCAUAGUGCCAG
Messenger RNA from Alligator sinensis (Chinese alligator), 6690 nucleotides. It is a transcript of the gene CATSPERT, whose product is annotated as C2 calcium dependent domain containing 6. NCBI's taxonomy places the organism in Eukaryota, Metazoa, Chordata, Crocodylia, Alligatoridae. Bases 20 to 5179 code for a protein of 1719 amino acids. The record is from RefSeq and is a predicted model, not a curated record. The transcript is spliced from 17 exons.